AGAAAUCCCAGCAAUGAGCUCUUCUGGUCGCGCGUCCGUGUUCCACGAGGCAUGAAAGGACGACGGUUUACCCUUCUCGCGGGCCUGGCGUCCCUGAUUGUUCUGCUCUUCAUCUUCUAUGCGCCAAAUUCGGACGAGAGGCCUAUCAUACCAGCUCCAAACCCCGGCAUUUCUCCAGCAACAGCACCGCAACAGCCGCCGCCGGUCGAGUCCUUUGGCGACGAGAAUAUUAAUUACAAUAACCCCGCCGGCUCCACGGGCGAUGAUCUGGCCCAGCAUCCGAUCGAGAGGCUGAUCCAGACCUCCAGAGAGCAGUUCAGGACCACCCAUUCACGACAGUCAAAGACCCUGCAGCAGGCUGCUACCGAGUACCGGCGUCGAUAUGGCCUUCAUCCGCCGCCGCACUUUGACGUCUGGCUCAAAUUCGCCCAGAGCAGAGGCGUUCAGAUGAUUGAUGAAUAUGAUACGAUAUACCACACCCUACUUCCCUUUUGGGGAGUCAAGCCAAAGACCAUCCGGGAACGAGCAAGGGAAGCUAUAGGCUUUGAGAAUGCUCUCAUCGGACUGAUGAUAAGAGAUGGGAAUGUUACGCUGGUUGACGGCGGUGGAGAAGGCGAGCAGUGGAAGAGGGAUGCGAUCAAGGGGAUGAUGGCGACUUUCGUCAAGUAUCUACCUGACAUGGACCUGGCCUUCAACAUACACGACGAACCGAGGGUCGUCAUGGCACAUUCUGACCUAUCACGACUAGUCGCUGACGGGAAGCGAAUGACGGCUUCGAACGGACAGCAGCAGGGGCUCCAGAAUCGGUGGUCUGCACGGCCGGAGGGGUUGAAUAAGGGUGAUAGAAUCGACGAAGUCAGACGCACGAGAUUCAACAGGUUUGCUCAUCAGCCGACGUGGACGAAUUCACGGAUGUCCUGCCCUCCAGACAGCCCUGCUAGACAGCUGGAAGAUGAGCCCGUGGAUAACAUGUCACAGUACUCGACAUCUCCCCUCGGGUUCAUCUCCAAUACCACUGCCUUCUCAGACAUUUGCCUGACCCCUUCUCUACGGCAGACUUUUGGCUUCUUCGAACGACCAAAUGCCCUUGAUAUAGUUCAUGACCUCUUUCCUAUCUUUUCACAAAGCAAAGUUUCCUCGUUUCAGGACAUCCUCUACCCAAGCCCCUGGUACUGGAACGGGAACGUCGCCUAUGACGCAAAUCAAGAUAUGGACUGGUCUGUCAAGGAAGACCAGAUGUACUGGCGUGGCUCGACCACAGGCGGCUUCUCACGAGCAGGUGGAUGGCGCAGACAGCACCGUCAGCUAUUUGUACGCAACAUCAACAGCCUGAGCCCCACGAAUAUCCUCGAGAAGAGCCUGGAGACUGGUCGCUGGGCCGUGAAGCAGAUUCAACGGAACGCCCUGAGGUCUCUAUUCAAUGUGAGCUUUAGCCACGUUGGCCAAUGUGAUCCAGAGGACUGCGAGGCGCAGAAGGAAUACUUCACCAUCGUCAAGCCAGCGAAACAGCAAGAUGCAUGGAAGUUCAAGUACCUUGUCGAUAUUGACGGAAAUGCCUUCAGUGGGCGGUACUACGCCUUCCUUCUAAGCAAGAGCUUAGUAUACAAGCUUGCUCUCUUCCGAGAAUGGCAUGACGAGUGGCUUCGGCCAUGGGUUCAUUUCAUCCCCCUCAGCUUCAGGGGAACCGAACACUACGAAUCUGUACGCUACUUUGCAAAGGAAGAGCCAGGCAAAGACGAAGCAUUAGCUAUUGCACAGGACAGUCAGAAAUGGGCACGAAAAGUUUUACGCAAUGAGGAUCUUGAGGUGUGGUUUUUCAGGCUUUUAUUAGAGUACGGCAGAGUCAUCGAUGAUAAUCGUGAACGAUUGGGCUUUUCAACAGGGUAGAGAAAAAGAAAAAUAUAAUAUACGCUAUGGGAUGGAUUUGUUAUCUUAUUAUUUAUAAUGGUCGUUUUUGUCUCGUUGUCUGGUUUCCCUUCCCCGUUUUCUUUCCGUGACCACUAGAAGGCAACUUUAUAUAUGUAUUUCCCCUUUUCGUUCUUGCUUACUUUCCUUUUCUACAUUAUUUAUUUUAUCUUCUCCUUUGGACCAAACAACAGCCUUGUAUCAUUAGCUUUUGGUGACUAUAUACCCGGUUUACUAUUUGACUAGGCUUGAUGACGUUUUGCUUGCUUCUCUGCUGCCAGCCGUUCCAGCCUACACGUAUGCGAUGAAGCCAUCCGCGUAACCAACCACAUUCUACAUUACAUAGAUGAAUAGCUUUCAUCAUGCAUUCCAAGUAGGUCUGUCUACUUCUCAACUUCGUUGGCAUUUCAACGUCCGUACCCCGUCCAUACCAGGUACCUACAACUUCCUUUGGUGGAAAAUGAAAACUCCGAAACUCAACUUCUAUGACAUCAUCUCUCGCUCUCUGGCCCUCUCAAACUGCUCGUCUGCUCUCCAUCUUCUUCUCUCCCAUCCUUGUCCUGCCUGCAGCAACAACGUAAUCCAGCCUCGCUGAUCUCUAUCAAAGAGCCCUGCUACAGGGAUGAAUAUCACAGUCACGACAACCUGCUCGCUGCCGUGCUAUUGGUCUACUAGCCUACCCCUUGCCACAUCUCCGCAGGCCUUAACAAAAGCUGCUUAGAAACAAAUGGACCUGAUAAGGCCAUGCGGAACUUCCCCAUAACCGAAGCUCCUGACAU
This is a messenger RNA of Trichophyton rubrum CBS 118892, 2684 nucleotides long. RefSeq lists its product as uncharacterized. The record is from RefSeq and is a predicted model, not a curated record. Bases 52 to 1887 code for a protein of 611 amino acids. NCBI's taxonomy places the organism in Eukaryota, Fungi, Ascomycota, Eurotiomycetes, Onygenales, Arthrodermataceae. The transcript has 2 exons.